GAGAAUAGGAUCAACAAUGAGGUGGACAAUUUUUCUAGCGUGCAUCCUCGGAAUAGUAUACGGCGCGUGCCCGUUUAAGGAUAUGUCUCCUGCUGAAAAGAAACAACAUCGUGCAAAGCUAGAUGAAAUCGUAAAAAGUAAUUAUGCAAGAGAGAAGGCAGCACGGCUCGCCCUAUUAGACCCCAAAGAUAAUCCCGAGAGUGAUGAAUACGUCUCGCCUGGCCCAGGCACCAUGCCGCCGACCAGUAGUCCUGCUAAAGAUAUGGUCUUUACAAAUGAUGUGGACAGGAAAAAUUGGGAGAACCAGUCCGAGUGGUGUUGGGAACUUGACGAUGCUGAAGAGAAUAUUACAGAAUGGAUCCCGAAAGGCACGAUUAGAGUGGUGGGUCCAAAGGAAAAAGAGAAAUGUCAAGGUGGGAACGAGUGGGAGUUUAGAGGUAAAGGAUGUUGUUGCAAGAUACCUAAGGACUGGUAGACUUGUCACAAGAUGCAUAAGGACUGGUACGGUAGACCGAUAAUAAAUAAGAUAGACUGAUAGAAAUAAGAAAUAACUGGUUAUCACUGUGACUGAGGAAGGAACCCAGAAACAAUCUAGACAAAUGUCAUAUGUGAUAUUCCUCGGCAUUUUAACAAUAGUGAAUAGCUUUAAAAAUCGCAUGUCAAUUUGGGGACGAUUUUAUUUUUGUGAUUAUUUAUAAUUGAGCUUUUAUCCUUAUUUUGUUCCAUUUAAAAUAGAAAAUUAAUUGUAGACUGACAAAGUGCUUAAAAGUUGUAAA
This is a messenger RNA of Bolinopsis microptera, 776 nucleotides long. RefSeq lists its product as uncharacterized. NCBI's taxonomy places the organism in Eukaryota, Metazoa, Ctenophora, Tentaculata, Lobata, Bolinopsidae. The transcript is spliced from 3 exons. Bases 17 to 475 code for a protein of 152 amino acids. The record is from RefSeq and is a predicted model, not a curated record.